This is a messenger RNA of Dermacentor andersoni, 1539 nucleotides long. RefSeq names its product succinyl-CoA:glutarate CoA-transferase. Gene Ontology annotation, molecular function: succinate-hydroxymethylglutarate CoA-transferase activity. The record is from RefSeq and is a predicted model, not a curated record. NCBI's taxonomy places the organism in Eukaryota, Metazoa, Arthropoda, Arachnida, Ixodida, Ixodidae. Gene Ontology annotation, cellular component: mitochondrion.
UCUGCACUUUAGUCUGCUAUCAGUCAAGCGUGGGCGAGCACAACAGCUGUUAGACAUUUUGUUUGUACUUUAGCAAUAAAUCUGUAUCUGCAACGGUGCUUACAUAAAACGCCAAUGUCGCUCAGAGCAACGAAAUGCAGGUCGAACGCUGUCGUACGUACAUUACGGAAAAAUUUCCACGAUGUUCAUGCGGCGCACACCUACACUUCAAUACGAGAACUUUACGCAGCCUCUUCGACGGGCCGUCCCGAGGAUCCGUUGAAGGGAGUUCGGGUACUCGACCUGACUCGGAUACUGGCGGGCCCUUACUGUUCCAUGAUUCUUGGUGACCUAGGUGCAGAGAUAAUAAAAAUCGAAAGACCGGGUGUCGGAGACGAAACGCGGAACUGGGGACCGCCUUUUCUAGGAAAUCAAAGCUGCUAUUUUCUGUCAGUAAACAGAAACAAAAAGAGUGUAGCCGUUGACUUGAAAAGUGCUGAAGGCGUUAGUCUGAUAAAGAAGAUCGCUGGGACAUCUGAUGUGCUACUGGAAAACUAUCUUCCCGGAAAGCUAGACUCCCUUGGUCUUGGAUACGAAGAUAUCAGGGCUGUUGCACCUCAAAUUGUAUAUUGUUCCAUAACAGGUUAUGGACAGAAGGGACCAUACAGGGAGCGUGCAGGCUAUGAUGUCAUCGCUGCCUCUAUGGGAGGUCUUCUACACAUCACAGGACCCCAUGGAGGUGAACCGUGCAAAGUCGGUGUUGCUAUCACAGACUUGGCAACUGGCUUGUAUGCCCACGGCGCUGUCAUGGCUGCACUUUUGCAGCGAAAUCGCACAGGCAAGGGACAAUGGGUCAACUGCAAUUUGUUCUCAACCCAAGUAUCUGUGUUGGCCAACAUAGCUUCCAACUACCUCAAUGCUAACCUUGAGGCCAGCCGCCAUGGGACAAGCCACGAAAGCAUUGUGCCAUAUGCUGCAUUUGAAACGCUGGACGGCUACAUCACAGUGGGAGCUGCAAGUGAAGGCCAGUUCAAGGUCUUCUGCAGGGUCCUGGAUGUUAAUGAGCUCCUGUCUGAUCCUCGUUUCAAAGACAAUCCAAGCCGUGUCCAAAACAGGGAUGCCCUAGUUGAAAUUUUGAAUAAAAAGUUUAAGCUCAAGACAACAAAGGAGUGGCUGCAGCUUUUUGAAGGCUCUGGCAUACCGUAUGGGCCCAUCAACACCAUUCAGCAAGUGUUUCAAGAUCCUCAGGGCAAGGAAAUGGUGGUAAAGCUUCCGCACAAGACUGCUGGCACAGUGUCCUUAGUCGGCCCUGCAGUGGAGUUCAGUGAUGGCAUGAACCAAGUUCGAUCACCCCCACCUCUACUUGGAGAGCACACAGAUGAAGUGCUGUCAGAGUACCUUACUGCAGAUGAGAUCGCCCGACUUCGAGCAAAGAAGGUCAUUGCGUGACAAAGACUUGAAAAUGUUGAAAAUUGUGCAGUUUUGCACAAAUAUACUUUUUCUUAUAAGUACCACCUGACAGAAAAAUAAUUCUUUUUGUAUAAAGGCUUGUAUUUUUAA